This is a messenger RNA of Colletotrichum siamense, 1362 nucleotides long. RefSeq names its product putative transcriptional regulatory protein. The transcript is spliced from 5 exons. The coding region runs from base 1 to 1362 and encodes 453 amino acids. NCBI's taxonomy places the organism in Eukaryota, Fungi, Ascomycota, Sordariomycetes, Glomerellales, Glomerellaceae. The record is from RefSeq and is a predicted model, not a curated record. Gene Ontology annotation, biological process: DNA-templated transcription. Gene Ontology annotation, molecular function: zinc ion binding; DNA binding.
AUGCCGGACGAAUGGAUAGAGAAAGGACUAGUCGCCGAAGCAGCUAGACAACGUCAACUCGAGGACUUCAACUACCGCGCUGGUACGCUAGACUUUGACGGCGUAGAUCCCGAACUGGGGAUGCAUCUGCUCUCACUGCAUUGGAACCGUCAGCAUCAUUCGUUCCUGCUGACGUACCGUCCGGCUUUCAUGAGAGACAUGGCGUGUGGCGGGCCUUACUUCUCGAAGAUACUGCUGAAUGCCAUCUACUUUGGUGCGUCUAAGUUCAGCCCUCGUAGAGAGGUCCGAAGGAACCCCAGCGAUGUGCGGACGGCCGGCUGGGCAUUCCGUGAGCGCGUCCGCAAAUUACUCGGCGAUGCGCUGGAUAGCAGUGAUAUCACCACGAUUCAGGCUCUGCUGGUGAUGACGAACUCGCUGUUUGCACUCGGUGAUGAGAGAAGCGCUGCUUGGUUGUACGCAGGGCUGGCGUUUCGCAUGAUCAUCGACUUGGGUAUGCAUGUCGAUGCGCCGGGCCUUGGUAUCACACGGAAGUUCUCUGAUGAGGAUCUCGAAAUACGGCGAAGGGUAUUCUGGGGGGCAUUUGUUGUCGACAAGAUUCAAAGCCUCUACCAGGGUCGUCCUGCUUCGUUGAAAGAGUCUGACACUUUAGUUCCCAUCAAGUUUCUCGACACCUUCGAAGAGUUCGAGAAUUGGGCGCCCUUCGCCUACUCAGCUCAGAACAACAGCUACCCUGGGUCGCCUGCCUACAGUGUAUCAACUUUCACCCAUCUGUGUAGGCUGUCAGUUGUCAUGAGCGACAUUCUAAGUUGCAUCUAUACGGAGCGAGCUUUUGACAAAAGCCCCCAAGAACUAUCUACGAUGCUUGAGAACCUCAGCUCAAAGCUCGCGGCGUGGAAAGACGCCUUGCCAACCCAUCUAAUAUUCGACCCCAAGAGCAAUACCAAAGUUCCUCCACCGCAUGUGCUCAGCCUACAUGCAAUGUACCAUGUCCUCACAAUCCUCUUACACCGUCCUUUUGUUGCUGACGGCCAUCUCUACAAUACAUCUCGCUCCAUGUCAAUAAACUCCUUCAUUACAUGUGCCUCAGCAGCCGAUAGCAUAGUAAGCGUGCUCCGAGUGUACGACAAGAGCUUCGUCCGUGGACAAGAUUUCACCUCAGUGCCGAUGGAAACGGGACAGCCGGAGACACAACUCCAGGUAACGCCUCAGACUAUGAGUAACCAGCAGCCCGGCGGCGACUUGGCAAGUGGCGUCGGCAACCAGUCAUGGAUUCAGGGGCUACCAGAGGCGGAUGCCGGCGCUGCCUCAUUCGAUGACUUGCUCUUUGGAUUCAAUGGAUCCGCUCUUGAUAGCUUUUUCUGA